Messenger RNA from Rhagoletis zephyria (snowberry fruit fly), 1039 nucleotides. RefSeq lists its product as uncharacterized. NCBI's taxonomy places the organism in Eukaryota, Metazoa, Arthropoda, Insecta, Diptera, Tephritidae. The record is from RefSeq and is a predicted model, not a curated record.
CAAUGACAGCGUUUACAAUAGCAAUAAUAGCAGCAACAAUGUCAGCAACACAAGUACGCAGCCGAACAGCGGUUUUCGAACGCAAAAUUGCAAUAAAUUAAAUGAAAAUCCCAACAGUCAGCAGGAAGCGCCUCAGCCACCGUCGCCCUACCACAAGCGAGCAAGUGUUGAUGACAUCGUUGGCGGCGCAGUCGGUGGUGGUGGUGGUUCACUCGGCGACCACAACAAUUUGCCCAAGUCACGCAUCGCUGCCGGACGCGAUGGUGGAACAACAAAUUGCGCGCCAACAAAUGCUAGUCAACACGCAGACCACAAGUCAAUUGGCAGCUGCAAAGGAAUGAAAGAUAAUAGGAGUAAAAAAGGGUGGCGCGUUAACAGUGAAGCAUGUAACAGCGUGCUUAUUAACAGCUAUAAUGGACGUGUUAAACGUAUAAACCAAAUCAAUACAAACUUACUGCCGCAGAGGAGGAAUAAAAGAGUGAUCAUUUUUAGUGGGGGAGGUAUUGUAAAGCUCGUCAUGGGUGUGUCCUUCCCAAUUAUUCUUGCCGACAAGCAGCGCUCUUUUUCGCACUUCUACAAUCUGCAAUGUCAAUAUCCACCGCCUAUGCGACCAAUUUAUUGGUGGAAUUAUUUUGACUCCAACACUUUUGCAGCGCGUCGUCAGCAGCGAUACAUAGACGGAGAUCUCAAAGAAAAAUUACAUCAACGUUUAAAGCACGAUGCGAGUCGCGAGUUCAUUUACACAGCGAUCGAGCAGAUCUAUGAGCAGCACGGCUUACCAGGAGAUUCGUGUCUAAUGCAAGCGAUUUGUGAGGUUUCACAGCUGCCAUUUCAUGUACCACGAAUUUGGCAAAAUCAUUUGGUUCACCUGUGGCAAGCGCUCAUUAAUGCGAUAUUGAUUCCGACUGUACCCAAUGUGGCUAUGCGUUAUUUGCAUGCCAGCCAAGCGGGGCGGUUUGGCGUUGAUUGCCAGCAAACAUUUAGUGAAUGCCCACAAAGAGUAAAUGGAUGGCUUAGAAAUGUGGCGCACAUGGAGUGA